Molecule: messenger RNA, 1877 nt
Organism: Hevea brasiliensis (rubber tree)
Lineage: Eukaryota; Viridiplantae; Streptophyta; Magnoliopsida; Malpighiales; Euphorbiaceae
Product: probable terpene synthase 13
Exons: 7
Coding region: 8-1735 (575 amino acids)
Biological process (GO): diterpenoid biosynthetic process
Molecular function (GO): terpene synthase activity; magnesium ion binding
Source: RefSeq, a predicted model, not a curated record
GCUCAGAAUGGCAUUGUCUACAACAGCAACCUUUAAUUCCUCUCCCAUUCCAUUUCCUCAAAACCAAACUCCAAAAACUUCAAGGUAUUUCAACCAAAUAGACUUCAAGACUGCUCUUACUCCAGAAAAAUGGGGCAUUACGCAAGGAAACACAUUGAAUUGUACUUCAAAUCGUUUCAUCUAUGAACGCACUAAAGAUGAUUUUAGCAUCGAGCAUCAUCAGAAAAAAUUGAGGGCAUUGAAGCAUAUCCUAAGGAAUGUGAGUGAAGAUGAUGCACUCGAAGAUUUGUCCAUGGUUGAUGCAAUCCAACGCCUUGGAAUUGAGUAUCUUUUCAAGGAGGAAAUUGGUUCCAUUUUACAAAGGCACUCUACCAUACAUAGAACUUACAAUGAUAAUGAUCUUCAUGAGGCUGCCCUUCGCUUUCGACUGUUGAGACAAGAGGGUUACCAUGUUCUUGCAGCAGGAGUAUUCAAAAACUUUAAAGACAAGGGGGGGAAAUUCAAGCAGAAACUAAAAUACGACAUCAAAGGACUAUUGAGUUUAUAUGAAGCUUCACAGCUGAGUACAGGAGAAGAUGUUCUUGAUGAAGCUGAAGACUACAGCUACCGGCUUCUAAAUUCAUGGGUGACGGAGCUUGAUCAUAAUCAAGCUAGAGCAGUAGAGAAUACACUUGAGCACCCACACCACAAAAGCUUGGCCAGGUUCAUGGCAAAACACUUCAUUAUAGAUUUUCAGGGGGAAAAUGGGUGGAUGAAUGAACUGCAACAAAUUGCUAUUUGGGAUUUCAAGAGGGUCCAAUCUCAAUACCAACAAGAAAUUAUUCACAUAUCAAGGUGGUGGAAAUUCGUCGGUUUAUCCCAGGAUAUGAAGUUCGCAAGAAACCAACCACUGAAAUGGUACAUAUGGUCCAUGGCAAUCCUCACAGAUCCAAGCUGGUCUGAGCAGAGGAUAGACCUUACAAAACUCAUCUCUUUUAUUUACCUAAUAGAUGAUAUUUUUGAUGUUCAUGGGACGCUCGAUGAACUCAUAUUAUUCACGGAAGCUGUCAAAAGAUGGGACAUUGCUGCCGCUGAACAAUUACCAGACUACAUGAGGACAUGCUUCAAUGCUCUUGACAAAGUCACUAAUGAAAUAAGCUACAAGCUCUACAAACAGCAUGGCUGGAACCCCGUAGACUCCCUGCGAAAAACGUGGGCAAGCUUGUGUGAUGCUUUUCUAGUGGAAGCAAGAUGGUUUGCUUCUGGGCGGCUGCCAAGUGCUGGAGAGUACCUGGAGAAUGGGAUUGUAAGUUCAGGUGUACAUGUAGUUCUAGUUCACAUUUUCUUUCUACUGGGUUAUGGUGUAUCCAGCGAAGCUGUGGAGUUCAUUGACAAUAAUCCUGGCAUAAUAUCUUCUUCAGCUACAAUUCUUCGGCUCUGGGAUGAUUUGGGAAGUGCCAAGGAUGAGGGACAGGAUGGGCAUGAUGGUUCGUACGUAGAAUGUUACAUGAAAGAAUAUAAAGGAUGUUCUGUAGAAACUGCAAGAAAGCAAGUAACACAGAUGAUUUCAGACGCAUGGAAGCAACUAAACCAGGAAUGCCUCUUUCCGAAGUCAUUUUCAUCAACUUUCUCCAAGGCUUGUUUGAAUCUUGCAAGAAUGGUCCCCUUGAUGUAUAGUUAUGACGACAAUCAACGUCUUCCAGUCCUUGAACACCAUGUCAAGUCUCUACUACUCACAGAAACUAUGUCCCUCUAGAACAAAUCACCCUCAGCAACUAAUAUUUACAUAAGGAGGCUUGCAAAUGAGAAUCGAAUUCUCUAUUUUCUAAUAGUAUAAGAAGAUAAACCAGAAAUUGUAGUGUUUCUUUGAAUCUUGCAAUAAAUAAUUACUUGUCAAA